Messenger RNA from Linum tenue, 492 nucleotides. The record is from the annotation of a GenBank genome assembly. NCBI's taxonomy places the organism in Eukaryota, Viridiplantae, Streptophyta, Magnoliopsida, Malpighiales, Linaceae.
AUGGUUCCGAAACUAGAAGCUAUCAAGGGUGGUGGUGGAUCCGUCAAAGUUGGAGCUACUGGAACAAUCAGUGCCCUCAUGACAAGGGAGCUCGAGUCCGCCAAAUCUUCGCCGCAAACAUCGAGUCCUCGUGAUCUUAAGAUCAGAACCGCUUCUGUUUCAGUUCCAUGUAAUGUUGUUACCACAACCCCUAGAAGGCUACAAGCAAAAAAGCCAGUGGAUGAAGCAAGUACCAGUGGCAGCAGAAGCCCCGAGGCAUUGAGGAGAGCGAAACAACAGGCUAAAGGAAGCCAUCGAGUGCCUAUGCUUGGCUCAGAUAAUCUCACCAUGGACAGAACUCCUAGCAGGGAGAAGAAGAACAACAAGAAGGUGAUUAACAUAGUCGAAGUUGUGGACAUCAAAUGUGGUAGCCCUGAUAGAGCAUGGGCCACCCCUCUAACAAGCAAACUCAAGAAGCUUGGUUUCUCAAAGUUAUCCGAGAGCGUGGUCUAG